AUGCCGACCGGCGUGCUUGUUCAGUUCACGGAUGAGGAGUCGUUGUCCAGCGACUGCCACCCAUCGCCUUCAGAUGUGGAGCACUAUGACUCUGCCAGCUCGGUCAACACCGGGACACAACCUACGCCGUGCGCAGAGGCAGUCUCGAGCAACGUGAGCACCGCCGCCUUCCAACUCUCUAAGCCAGACGUUGAGAACCGGAUCCAGGAGGCUCCGUGCAGCAGGUGCCUCAGCAUUUGGACCUGGGGUACCUGUGGCCUACCUCUCGGGGGCUUCUUCCUCGCGUUCCUAAACUCGGCUUCAUCCAGCCUUGUCUACGGCUUCUUCCUUGGAUACAUGGGGUUGGAUGCGUAUGUUUUGCUGUCCAUCCAAGCGCUUAUGAAGCUUCCACAAGUGUUGCUUCUUCCUUUUGGCAUGAUGAACGACUGCCUGCCGAUUUUCGGUUACAACAGAAAGCCGUAUUUCGUGGCAUCCUGGAUCAUCUGCGGCAGUGCGCUGUUGAUCAUGAGCCUACGGCCCCUGCCUGCGCCCUACUACUGCCAAAAGGACGAUGGCAGCUACGACGUGAUGUCGCCACCAUGCAACCCCAGCAUCCAUGACGAGAAGAACUGGUAUGUUUUCCCACUCUUCAUCCUUACUGCAGGUGUUCAGCUGGGAGUUGUGGCUGGGGAGGGCCUCCUACUGGAGUACUCUCAACAGGAGCCUUUGGAGUGCCGUGGGAAGAUGAAGGCCGAGUUCACAAUGGUGACUAUGGCAGGCUCCCUUGUUUCCUCAGCAGCUGUUGGGGUCUUCAUGAAUGGAAAGGAAUAUCUCGGCACCUUUGACUGGGGCCUGUCUUUCAGUGGCUUCAUGACAAUGUGCCUGCUCAUAGUCACCUUCCUGAUCCCGAUCUGCUUACUUUGCGUUCACGAGCCCAAGAAGUCCACCAGACCGUCCUGCUGCACACAUGUUAGAGGCUCUUGGAAGCUGGUUCGAAACAAAGGGCUUUCAAGCGUGCUGCUGUUUGCCUUCCUCGCCCAGUUCUUCAGCACCAUCACCACAACGGCAGGACCCAUGGUGCGAAGCCAGUGGGCCGGCGUGAAGGUCUUGCAACAGCAGCUGUUUGCCAUGGGCAGCAUGCUGGUCAUGAUUGUAGCAACCUGGGUCUACAAGGUGUACCUCCUCCAGACGUGUUGGCGGAAAGCGAUCUUCAUUGCUAUCGUUACGGUGACAAUCAUAGACUCCGUCCCGACCUUCCUCACAAUCUUCGGCAUUGUACGUGACCAGUACUUUUUCCUUGGGGAGGAGAUUGCCAGUGCCGUGCCCACUACGGCGCUUGCAUUGAUUUACAGCCUGAUGGUCAUCGAGCUGGCUGAGCCUGGACAAGAAGGUCUUUGCUAUGGCCUGAUCGGAACGGUCCAGCAUGCCAGCCUGCCCAUUGCCACCGCCCUGAGCAACCAAAUCUUCGGUCUCUUCAAGCCCUCUUUGUCCUUGCUGGAGAACUAUGUCACCGACACACCAGCUUUCCGAUCAACGGUAGCUUGGUCCUACGUGCUGACCUAUGCUGCGUCCUUGCUCGGCAUGUGCGCACUCCCUUUGGUCCCACGGCAGAAAGCAGAUGUCCAGAGGCGCAAGAGAGAGUGGAGUUCCAGCUCAAUCAUGGCCAUCUUGGUCUUGGGCAUACCUGCUCUUUGCUUGCCCUACGGUGUUGUCGUCUUGCUCCUCAGCAGUCAACCACAAACGGCCUGCUUGCGCUGGGUGGGCGGCCAGGGCUGCGACCACCUGAACUGA
This is a messenger RNA of Symbiodinium sp. CCMP2592, 1770 nucleotides long. The record is from the annotation of a GenBank genome assembly. NCBI's taxonomy places the organism in Eukaryota, Dinophyceae, Suessiales, Symbiodiniaceae.